GGCGGCGGAGGAGCCGGGCGCCCCCGGCCGCCCCCGCCUCGGCCCUCGGGCCUCGGAAGUGACGCAGCGCGCCCCGCCCCCGCCGCUAGAUCCGCUGCUGCUGCCGCGGCGGGCGGACCUGCUGGAGGCGGCGGCGGCGGCGGCGGCGGCAGAGGCCGAGGGAAGAUGGCGGACGGUGUGGACCACAUAGACAUUUACGCGGAUGUGGGCGAAGAGUUCAACCAGGAAGCUGAAUAUGGUGGGCAUGAUCAGAUAGAUUUGUAUGAUGAUGUCAUCUCUCCAUCGGCAAAUAAUGGAGAUGCCCCAGAAGAUCGGGAUUAUAUGGAUACUCUCCCACCAACUGUUGGUGAUGAUGUGGGUAAAGGAGCAGCACCAAAUGUUGUCUAUACAUAUACUGGAAAGAGAAUCGCGUUGUAUAUUGGAAAUCUAACAUGGUGGACAACAGAUGAAGACUUAACUGAAGCAGUUCAUUCUUUGGGAGUAAAUGAUAUUUUGGAGAUAAAAUUUUUUGAAAAUCGGGCAAAUGGCCAGUCAAAGGGGUUUGCCCUUGUUGGUGUUGGAUCUGAAGCAUCCUCAAAAAAGUUAAUGGAUCUGUUGCCUAAAAGAGAACUUCACGGUCAGAAUCCUGUUGUAACUCCAUGCAAUAAACAGUUCCUGAGUCAAUUUGAAAUGCAGUCCAGGAAAACUACACAAUCAGGACAAAUGUCUGGGGAAGGUAAAGCUGGUCCUCCAGGAGGCAGUUCACGUGCAGCAUUUCCACAAGGUGGUAGAGGACGGGGCCGUUUUCCAGGGGCUGUUCCUGGUGGGGACAGAUUUCCUGGGCCAGCAGGACCAGGAGGGCCACCUCCACCUUUUCCAGGAAAUUUGAUCAAGCAUCUUGUUAAAGGAACUCGGCCUUUGUUCCUGGAAACUAGGAUUCCAUGGCAUAUGGGGCACAGCAUAGAGGAAAUACCCAUUUUUGGCCUAAAAGCUGGACAGACUCCACCACGUCCACCCUUAGGUCCUCCUGGCCCACCUGGUCCACCAGGUCCUCCACCUCCUGGUCAGGUUCUGCCUCCUCCUUUAGCUGGGCCUCCUAAUCGAGGAGAUCGCCCUCCACCACCAGUUCUUUUUCCUGGACAACCUUUUGGGCAGCCUCCAUUGGGUCCGCUUCCUCCUGGUCCUCCACCUCCAGUUCCAGGCUACGGCCCCCCUCCUGGUCCACCACCUCCACAACAGGGACCACCUCCACCUCCAGGCCCCUUUCCACCUCGCCCACCUGGCCCUCUUGGGCCACCCCUUACACUUGCUCCUCCUCCGCAUCUUCCUGGACCACCUCCAGGUGCCCCACCGCCAGCUCCACAUGUGAACCCGGCUUUCUUUCCUCCACCAACUAACAGCGGCAUGCCUACAUCAGAUAGCCGGGGUCCACCACCAACAGAUCCAUAUGGUCGGCCUCCACCAUAUGAUAGGGGUGACUAUGGGCCUCCUGGAAGGGAAAUGGAUACCGCAAGAACGCCAUUGAGUGAAGCUGAGUUUGAAGAAAUCAUGAAUAGAAAUAGGGCAAUCUCAAGCAGUGCUAUUUCAAGAGCUGUGUCUGAUGCCAGUGCUGGUGAUUAUGGGAGUGCUAUUGAGACAUUGGUAACUGCAAUUUCUUUAAUUAAACAAUCCAAAGUAUCUGCUGAUGAUCGUUGCAAAGUUCUUAUUAGCUCUUUGCAAGAUUGCCUUCAUGGAAUUGAAUCCAAGUCUUAUGGUUCUGGAUCAAGAAGACGUGAACGAUCAAGAGAAAGGGAUCAUAGUAGAUCACGAGAAAAGAGUCGGCGUCAUAAAUCCCGCAGUAGAGAUCGUCAUGAUGAUUAUUACAGAGAGAGAAGCAGAGAACGAGAGAGACACCGGGACCGGGACCGGGACCGGGACCGCGAGCGUGACCGAGAGCGCGAGUAUCGUCAUCGUUAGAAGCUGAAGGAAGAGGAACACCUUCCAAGACAAAACAGUCUUCAUGGGGGAAAAAUGACGCUUGUCCAGCAGUUUGCUUCUUGUGAUUGAACUGAACCUGUAAGGAUUCAUGGAUAAAAUGAACAGGAAUAGAUCUGAAUAAAGCAAAUCUGCAUAAAUGGUAACCAGUAGCUCUACUUUUAUUUUUUAUGUUGCUUAACUGUUUUAUUUGAAGGAAACCUGUGUGAUUUAAAAAGUUAUAGCUUUUGCAACUUUAUUACUGGUUAUAUACAUUUGGCCAUUAUAAUGUGCAAGCAAUUGGAAAAAAACGUCAAGUAAAUGCUUGUUUUAUAGUAGUUUGUUCUUGUUAAAAAUGUUCAUAUGAUAAUGUCUGUAAACAGCACCACUUUGAUUACAAUAGAUGUAGUGUUGUAAUAAACUGUUUAAUGGGG
Molecule: messenger RNA, 2366 nt
Organism: Hippopotamus amphibius kiboko
Lineage: Eukaryota; Metazoa; Chordata; Mammalia; Artiodactyla; Hippopotamidae
Gene: CPSF6
Product: cleavage and polyadenylation specific factor 6
Exons: 11
Coding region: 166-1935 (589 amino acids)
Biological process (GO): mRNA alternative polyadenylation
Cellular component (GO): mRNA cleavage and polyadenylation specificity factor complex
Molecular function (GO): mRNA binding
Source: RefSeq, a predicted model, not a curated record